Messenger RNA from Eupeodes corollae, 375 nucleotides. RefSeq lists its product as uncharacterized. The record is from RefSeq and is a predicted model, not a curated record. The coding region runs from base 1 to 375 and encodes 124 amino acids. NCBI's taxonomy places the organism in Eukaryota, Metazoa, Arthropoda, Insecta, Diptera, Syrphidae. The transcript has a single exon.
AUGUUUGUUAAUGUACGAGGACCAAAAUCAUUUGCGCAUUUGAAAACUGUGAAUGGCCACCAAUACCAAAAAUAUCUAGAAGUAUGUCAACUAUUGGGUUUGCUGAAGAACGAUUCUCAAUGGGAUUUAACACUUGCGGAUUCAGUUGUUUCAUCAAAUGCGUACGAAAUACGAACGCCAUUCGCAAUUUUCAUCACCACAUGUUUCCCUUCACAAACAAUUGAGUUAUGGAACAAAUACAAAGACGACAUACGUGAAGGUAUCUUACAUCGUUUGCGCAUUCGAACGAAUAAUCCCAGAAUGCAAAUAACCCAUAAAAUCUACAAUGAUGGAAUGAUUCUCAUUGAGGAUCAAUGCUUAGCUACUACUAAUUAA